CUCAGUGUCGCAGCCCACGCUUACAGCAGUCGUUUCCCGCGGUGCGAACUGGGAACGAUGUGCCAGUUGUGUACAUGGCGUGUGGAUGGCGUGCCAAUUGUAAAGAUGGCGUGACCUUCUCCCUGAGCAAAUGACCUCAUGGCUUGGAUAUAUAUCUCCUGAGGCGCACACUUGUCUAUGUCAGGCUUGAACUUCACCAUGACCAUCACGCAGACCACAGCGCCUCCGGUACCGCACUACGUGCCCGCAUCUGACACUAAGGCAGAUUUGGAUUAUGCGGACCUAGCGGUAGUCGACUUUUCCAAGCUCUCGACCCCAGAGGGUCGGACAGAGCUUUCUAGGAUCGUUAGGGAUGCCAUGUCCACUCAGGGCUUCUUCUGUGUCAUCAAUCACGGUCUGUCUCUUGAACAAAAAGACCGGAUCAUCGACAUUGGCAAUGUUCCGUUCGAACAAGUAUCGGACGAGGAGAAGUUGAAAUAUAUUGGCAAGAUGCUCGAGACGGGAUCGUAUCAAGGGUACAAGCUCCGACAAUACUGGCAUGUAGACGGCGGCGUGCGCGACCAGAUAGAAAAUUACAACAUCAACCGAAUUGUGACGAAGAAGGAGCAUCCAGAAGCUUUGCGGCCGCUCUUGCCAGAGCUCGAUGCUUUCGCCAAGCACAAUCAUUUCAACGUGCUGCACCCAAUCUUGCGCCUCAUGGCCAUUGGACUCGAGCUUCCCGAGGAGACUUUCGUAAACAUCCAUGGUUGGGACACCGUUGGUGAAACAUAUGUGCGCUUCAUGAAAUACUAUCCGCGCUCUGCUGAAGAAGAAGCGAAAUCCAACAACGUAUGGCUCAAGGGCCACACCGACUUCGGCAGCAUCACGAUUGUAUGGUCUCAACCGGUAGCUGCUCUUCAGAUCCUGUCGCCCGACGGCAAGUGGCGCUGGGUCCGGCACAUCGACAAUGCCAUCGUCAUAAAUGCUGGGGACGCGAUGGAGUUCCUCUCCGGAGGAUACUACAAAGCCACAAUCCACCGCGUCGUGCAGCCGCCUGAGGACCAGCGCGGCUACACGCGCCUCGGCACCUUCUACUUCGCCAUCCCCGACGACAGCGUCAAGCUCGUUCCGCUCGCAGAGAGCCCGGUGCUGCAGAGGGAAGGCAUCAAGCGGCGCUUUGACGACGAGCACGCACCGACUACGGAAGUGUGGCGCAAAGGCCGGACCGCUGCAUACGGCAAAAGUGAAUUGAAGAUAGGACAAGAAAGCGGGAUAGAGGAAGAAUACAUCAACGGCGUCUUGGUGAAGCACUAUAACUAGCCUAGUACCGGAGCUCGUGAAAAUUGUUUGCAUCUAUUUGAGUGUAGCACGAGGUCCAUCGGUAGAGAAGGGUGGUUCAUGUCUUUGCCUCAUCCUCGUAAUGCUCGAUUGUCAGCGUCCGAACUGGCCCGAAGAAGUGGAAGCGGCCCCAGAAUCUCCAGACGGCGCCGACAAGGAGCACGACACCACCGAUGGCGACAAUGGCGUAGUUCAUGUUAAGUUUUGUUACGGGCAUCGCAGUCGGCAGAAUGAAGAGAAUGCAAAUGAAUACGGUGAACAGAAAACUUGCUAGGUUGAUUGGCCAAGACCACUUUCCCAGGCUGAACAGGCCGCGGCUGGGCAACGAGGUCGAAGGCCAGACUGUUCGGAUGAGGAUGGGUUGCAUAUAGCUGAGCAUGACCGCGAUAGCCGCAGAAGAGAGGAUAGCAUUGAAUGCGAUGGCGGACCCAAUGUAAGAGCACGAGAUGAUGCAGCCAAUCAGGACGGACAGCCAGACGCCGACAUACGGAGCCUGGUACCGGUUGAGCGUCAUGAAUGAGGAUCUGAACGGGAACGCGUCGUCUCUGGCCAGGGCAUAGAAAAGACGAGAGCUCGCGGUGAACGCCGUGACGGCGGCCAUGAACUGUGCAAGCAUGAUGACAGUGAGGCACAUCAACGUCAGGCGCUUGCCGACGGCGUCGAAGUACAGCUGGGCGAUGGGAAUGGCGUACGAUGUGGCUUGUACGUUGCUGAUACUCUGCACAGAGAAAAGUAAAGCGAGCAUGUACGCCAGACCAAUUAACCACGAGCCGACGAUACUACCAACGACCGCCAGUGGGGCGAGGAGCUCUGCACGCUUGGCCUCUUCCGCCACCUGUGCGGCUGUUUCGCAGCCUUCAAGUGUGUAGACGGCCUACAUAAAACCGAGUAGUACGACAAAUCCUCUGGAUUGCCAUCCUGUAAAGUUUUCGAAGUCCGUGAAGACAAACUGAGCAGAAUUCUUCUCAGGCGCUUUCACAAGCAAAGUGAUCACCAGAACCAGUGUACCACCGAGUGUCCACCACAAAUUGAAGAUGCUCAAGGCGCCGAUAGCCUUAGUUCCAACAGUAUUGAUGACGCCUGACAGAAUAUUCACACCCCAUGCUAUUGCGGCUAUCUCUACUCGGGUGAGUGUUCUGCCUCGUCCAACUUCUGCAAGGGAUGCAAGAUACAAAGCUACACUUAGGUUGCCAGACGUACCGGUGAAAACCAUCGCGAUGCUGUAGAUCCAGCCUGUCAAAAAGCCCAAGAUCGGCUGAUCCGGUUUCAUCUUGCAAACCCAGAAAUAUAGGCCACCCAUGGUUGGGAAGACACUACAGAUUUCGGCCAGAGACAGUGCGAUGAGAAGCAUGAAGAAACUGCAGAUAUUCCAGCCCCAGAAGAGCCCGAGCGGCCCUCCGGAGAAAAGACCGGUUUGAAACGCGCUGCUCAUGCCUGUCAAAAUCCCAAUGGCACAGAAUGAGAUGCCCAGGACGCCGGAAAGCGACAUGUCCCGACGAAACUCGCUCUUGUAGCCGAGCUCGUUGAGGCGCCUUUCCGAGGACGAAAGAACGGCAUCGUGGUCUGAGACGUUGAGCCCAGCGAGGUGCGGACUUUUAGACACGCUUUG
Molecule: messenger RNA, 2926 nt
Organism: Phanerochaete carnosa HHB-10118-sp
Lineage: Eukaryota; Fungi; Basidiomycota; Agaricomycetes; Polyporales; Phanerochaetaceae
Exons: 21
Coding region: 199-1299 (366 amino acids)
Molecular function (GO): dioxygenase activity
Source: RefSeq, a predicted model, not a curated record